AUGGCUCGUUAUAAAGUAAGGAGCACCAUCCAGAGACACCAUUGGCUGAUUUUGUUCAUAUACUUAUUCCCACUAGGCUUUUUUUUUUACUGCUUGAACGUUGCUGCAAUUGAUUAUCAAGGUGAGAGUAUUAAUAUUGCUGCUAAACAUAAUGACACUUUGACAGACCAUCACACUUGUGAUGUUUCUGGAUUCCAAAAAGGCGAUUCAUCCGCUAUAUGCUCUUAUAUUACACAGAACUGUGAUAUUGAUUUGUUCAAAAUAUCUCGGGUUUAUUAUUGUGAUCAAGAUUCAAGAAUUAGGAUUGGGUUAGGUUUAGGAGUUUUCAUUGGGUUAGUUAUAAUAUUCAUUAUUUUCGGAUUAAUUACUUCAAAUUUCCUUUAUCCAAAUCUAGACUUGUUAUCAAAGCACUUGAAGAUUUCAAAUAGAAUCAGUGGGUUAACUCUAUUAUCCUUGGGGAAUGCAACUCCAGAUAUUUUCAGUACUUAUAUUGCAUUCAAAUCAAAUUCGAGCUCUUUGGCAAUUGGUGAAUUAUUAGGCUCUGCAAACUUUGUGAUUUGUUUUGUUAUUGGAAGCAUGGGUAUUUUGAAACCUUUUCAAGUGAAUCAUUUUGAAUUUAGCAAAGAUUUGUAUUUCUUCAUGGCUUUGAUUUUAAUAUCUUUAUAUUUUGUUCAUGAUGAAAAAUUGAUGAAUUUUGAAUGUAUCUUGAUGGUGUUGCUAUAUCUGAUCUAUGUCAAUUAUUCAAUUUUUUUCACAAAUGAAGGUAAAGAACCUGAAGAAUUGAUGCCAAUGCCACCACGUCAAGAUGAAGAAAACUAUUUAACACCAAAUUUAGUUCCUCAAGAAGGAUAUGAGCAUUCAAUAAGAUCAUCAUUAGAUGAAAAUAAGUCAAAAGGUUUACAAAAAUUGAAAGAGAAGGAUUCAAUAUGGAUGCAUUUAUUUGCAACUUUUAAUGAUGAAACUGAUACAAAUUCAUUCUUAUCAAUAGCAACAUUACCAUUAUUAUUUUCACUCAACUUGUUAAUACCAGUUUUUUCAAAAGAUCUUGAAAUUGGGGAAUUUCAAUCAUUAAUAGAGUUCAAAAAAAAAUUAUUCAAUAUUCAAUUAUUCAUCAUUCCAAUUUUUUUCAAAUACCUACUUUUCACAAAUCUCCCCAUUUAUCUAACAUUACUCAUCUCCAUUUCACUUUUAUUAAUCAACAUCAUUUUGCAUCAUCAUCACAGAUAUACAAUCCCUUUCGUGGGAUUCGUAUCAUCAAUCCUCAUCAUAGUGACAACAUCAUCACAUCUUAUAACCAUUUUGAAAAACAUUGGUGUCAUUUUCAGGAUUUCUGAAAGUUUACUAGGAUUGACAAUAUUGGCAUUGGGGAAUUCCACGGGAGAUUUAAUCUCAAAUUUAACAUUAGCAGAGUUGAACCUUAGUGUCAUUGGUAUAAAUGCAUGUUUCGGAUCGCCAUUAUUAUAUAUCUUGAUUGGAAUUGGUAUUAAUGGGUUGAUUGUUAAUUUUGAGAAUUCUUCACAAUUUUUAAAGUUGAAGAUUGAUUUGAAUUUCAAAAUGAGUAGUUUUGGAUUGAUUUUAAUGUUGAUUUUCUAUGCAGUGGCUAUUCCUCUUAAUGGUUGGUUUAUUGAUAGGAAGAUUGGGAUCAUUGGAGUUACAUGGUGGUGUAUUAUUACGGGUAUCAACGUUUAUUUAGAGACCAAUUAUGGAUUAAAAUGA
This is a messenger RNA of Hansenula anomala, 1716 nucleotides long. RefSeq lists its product as uncharacterized. The transcript is spliced from 2 exons. The coding region runs from base 1 to 1716 and encodes 571 amino acids. Gene Ontology annotation, biological process: intracellular calcium ion homeostasis; transmembrane transport; monoatomic cation transport. Gene Ontology annotation, molecular function: monoatomic cation transmembrane transporter activity. NCBI's taxonomy places the organism in Eukaryota, Fungi, Ascomycota, Saccharomycetes, Phaffomycetales, Wickerhamomycetaceae. Gene Ontology annotation, cellular component: membrane. The record is from RefSeq and is a predicted model, not a curated record.